UGCAUGCGGCUACCUGGCCCGGCGCGGCGACUCCUCUCCGGGCUGGCGGGGGCCGGCCGCGGGCCCCGGGGGCGCGGAGGCCGCAGCUCUCCUGCGCUCUCUGAGCGUUCGCAACUUGCCAGCAAAGUUUGGUGGAGGAAACGCCAAGCCUGAGUCCUUUCUUCCUCUCGCUCCCCAAAUCCGAGGGCAGCCCGCCGGCGUCAUGCCCGCGCUCUUGCGCAGCCUGGGGCUCUCGUGAAGCCGCGGAGCCUUUGCACCGGCGACGACCCAAAGACCCCUGUUUUUAGCGUUGGCCCCCGGAGCUCGUCGCUUUCUCCAUCCAGACCCACGCCGGGCGCAGGACAGCAUAGAUCGCGGAGGAGCGUUGCCAUUCAAGCAGCAGCAACAGCCACAGCAGCAGCAACACUUCGGUUCCCGAGCCCACCGCAGGCUGGAGGCAGUGCUGGCAGCCCAUGCUCCACGAGGAAGUGUGCAGAUGGGAUUAACGUCCACAUGGAGAUAUGGAAGAGGACCGGGGAUUGGCAUUGUAACCAUGGUCAGCUGGGGGCACUUCAUCUGCCUGGUCGUGGUCACCAUGGCAACCUUGUCCCUGGCCCGGCCCUCAUUCAAUUUAGUUGAGGAUACCACAUUAGAGCCGGAAGAGCCACCAACCAAAUACCAAAUCUCUCAACCAGAAGUUUACGUGGCCGCACCCGGGGAGUCGCUAGAGUUGCGCUGCCAGUUGAAAGAUGCCUCCAUGAUCAGUUGGACUAAGGAUGGGGUACACAUGGGGCCCAACAAUAGGACAGUGCUUAUUGGGGAAUACUUGCAGAUAAAAGGCGCCACACCUAGAGACUCCGGCCUCUAUGCUUGUACUGCUGCUAGGACUGUAGACAGUGGCACUUGGUACUUCAUGGUGAAUGUCACAGAUGCCAUCUCAUCUGGAGAUGAUGAGGACGACACAGAUGGCCCUGAGGAUUUUGUCAGUGAGAACAGUAACAACAAGAGAGCGCCAUACUGGACGAACACCGAGAAGAUGGAGAAACGGCUGCACGCGGUUCCUGCAGCCAACACUGUCAAGUUCCGCUGCCCGGCUGGGGGGAACCCAACACCAACCAUGAGGUGGCUGAAAAACGGAAAGGAAUUUAAGCAGGAGCAUCGCAUUGGUGGCUACAAGGUACGAAACCAGCAUUGGAGCCUCAUUAUGGAGAGUGUGGUGCCGUCCGACAAAGGCAAUUAUACCUGCGUGGUGGAGAACGGAUACGGGUCCAUCAAUCACACCUACCACCUCGAUGUCGUCGAGCGAUCGCCACACCGGCCCAUCCUCCAAGCUGGACUGCCGGCAAAUGCCUCCACGGUGGUUGGAGGGGACGUGGAGUUUGUCUGCAAAGUUUACAGUGACGCCCAGCCCCACAUCCAGUGGAUCAAGCAUGUGGAAAAGAACGGCAGUAAAUACGGGCCAGACGGGCUGCCCUACCUCAAGGUUCUCAAGCACUCGGGGAUAAAUAGUUCCAAUGCAGAAGUGCUGGCUCUGUUCAAUGUGACUGAGGCGGAUGCUGGGGAAUAUAUAUGUAAGGUCUCCAAUUAUAUAGGGCAGGCCAACCAGUCUGCCUGGCUCACUGUCCUGCCCAAACAGCAAGCUCCCGUAAGAGAAAAGGAGAUCGCAGCUUCCCCAGACUACCUGGAGAUAGCCAUUUACUGCAUAGGGGUCUUCUUAAUCACCUGUAUGGUGGUCACAGUCGUCCUGUGCCGAAUGAAGACCACGACAAAGAAGCCAGACUUCAGCAGCCAGCCAGCUGUGCACAAGCUGACCAAGCGCAUCCCCCUGCGGAGACAGGUCUCUGCUGAGUCCAGCUCCUCCAUGAAUUCCAACACCCCACUGGUGAGGAUAACCACACGCCUCUCCUCAACAGCAGAUACCCCCAUGCUGGCUGGGGUCUCUGAGUAUGAACUGCCAGAGGACCCAAAAUGGGAGUUUCCAAGGGACAAGCUGACGCUGGGCAAACCCCUGGGAGAAGGCUGCUUUGGGCAAGUGGUCAUGGCAGAAGCAGUGGGAAUCGAUAAAGAUAAACCCAAGGAGGCGGUCACCGUGGCUGUGAAGAUGCUGAAAGAUGAUGCCACAGAGAAGGACCUUUCUGAUCUGGUAUCAGAGAUGGAGAUGAUGAAGAUGAUUGGGAAACACAAAAAUAUCAUAAAUCUUCUUGGAGCCUGUACUCAGGAUGGGCCUCUGUACGUCAUAGUUGAGUAUGCCUCGAAAGGCAACCUCCGUGAAUACCUCCGCGCCCGGAGGCCUCCCGGGAUGGAGUACUCCUAUGACAUCAACCGCGUUCCCGAGGAGCAGAUGACCUUCAAGGACUUGGUGUCAUGCACCUACCAGCUGGCCAGAGGCAUGGAGUAUUUGGCUUCCCAAAAGUGUAUCCACCGAGAUUUAGCAGCCAGGAAUGUUUUGGUAACAGAAAACAAUGUGAUGAAAAUAGCAGACUUCGGACUGGCCAGAGAUAUCAACAAUAUAGACUAUUACAAAAAGACUACAAAUGGGCGACUUCCAGUCAAGUGGAUGGCUCCAGAAGCCCUUUUUGAUAGAGUAUACACACAUCAGAGUGAUGUCUGGUCCUUUGGGGUGUUAAUGUGGGAGAUCUUCACCUUAGGGGGGUCGCCCUACCCAGGGAUUCCUGUUGAGGAACUUUUUAAGCUGCUGAAGGAAGGACACAGGAUGGAUAAGCCGGCUAACUGCACCAAUGAACUGUACAUGAUGAUGAGGGACUGUUGGCACGCAGUCCCCUCCCAGAGACCAACGUUCAAGCAGUUGGUGGAGGACUUAGACCGGAUUCUCACUCUCACAACCAAUGAGGAAUACUUGGACCUCAGUCAGCCUCUCGAACAGUAUUCUCCUAGUUCCCCUGACACAAGGAGUUCUUGUUCUUCAGGAGAUGACUCUGUUUUCUCUCCAGACCCCAUGCCUUACGAACCAUGCCUGCCUCAGUACCCAAACAGAAAUGGCAGCGUUAAGACAUGAGCAAGCCCGCCUGCCUGUGCCCAGGCAGGACAGUGGCAGGACGCAGCCUACACUGAGCGGGGAGGCCAGGCCCCCAGAGCUUGUUGUCUCUUGUACAUAUGGAUCAGAGGAGUAAAUAAUUGGAAAAGUAAUCGGCACACGUGUAAAGAUGUAUACAGUUGAAAACUUCACAAUUCUCACCAGGAGAAGGAUGUUUCUGGACGGAUGGACUCCCACCGGCUGCCACGCGACCUCUGACCCACCGUGGACACCGGCUGUGGGCUAGUUGGACUCAAGGCAGAUGCAAGUUCUGCCUUCCUUGUUAAUUUUGUAAUAAUUGGAGAAAAUAUAUGUCAGCACACACUUACAGAGCACAAAUGCAGUAUAUAGGUGCUGGAUGUAUGUAAAUAUAUUCAAAUUAUGUAUAAAUAUAUAUUAUAUAUUUACAAGGAAUUAUUUUUUGUAUUGAUUUUAAAUGGAUGCCCCAACGCACCUAGAAAACUGGUCUCUCUCUUUUUUUAAUAACUAUUUGCUAAAUGCUGUCCUUACACAGAAUUUCUUAAUUUUCACCGGGCGGAGGUGGAAAAAUACUUUUGCUUUCAGGGAAAAUGGUAUAACAUUAAUUUAUUAAUGAAUUGGUAAUAUACAAAACAAUUAAUCAUUUAUAGUUUUUUUUUUUCUUUUGUAAUUUAAGUGGCAUUUCUAUGCAGGCAGCGCAGCAGACUGGUUAAUCUCUUGCUUGGACUUAACUAGUUAUCAGAGCCUUUGAAAAGAGAAAUAUUUACAAUAUGUGACUAAUUUGGGGAAAAGUUUUGAUUUGUUUGUGUUUAAACUCUGCUGUCAGACGAUUGUUCUUAAAUCCCCCAUAUACCCUGAUAAAGGACCCAUUAAUAGGAAGGUGUUACGUCAUUAGGCCAACGCCACAUUUAACUGUAUUUCCCAAGACAAAUGGUACCAGCGUCCUCUUUAAAAGAUGCCUUAAUCCAUUCCUUGAGGACAGCCUGAGGCUGAGAUGAUAGUGGGUAUACUCCUCUCCGGCAACUGGCCUCUGCCCCUGAGUUGCACAUUAAUCAGAUUAGUCUGUAUUCUCGUCAGUGGAUUUUGAUAAUGGCUUCCAGAUUCUUUGGUCUUUCGAGAUGCCUUUUAGGAUCAUCGAGCCCCAUCACAGAAAGUUGAAACACCAAGUUGUUCUGCUGAUAGUUUUUGGGGGGAUGCUUCCAUCUUGUUAAGGGAUUGAUUCCACCUAAUUUUGGUAGGGCCUCACCAAAAGAUCCAUCCUGACAACUGCCUCGGAUGGAACAUCGCUGCAUUGUCCCCUCUGUGUGAAAGUAUUGGGUUGUGCUUUCAAAACACCCACUCACAUUGCUAUAGCCAUGCAACAUGAAUGCAGGUGAAACUGAUUUUAUGUGUUACAGAAUUGGAGAAAGUAUUUAAUAAAACUUGUUAAUUUUGAUACUGACAAUAAAAAUGUUUCUACGGAUAUUAAUGUUAACAACAUAAAAUAAAUGUCACGCAGCUUAUUUUUUUAAUA
Nycticebus coucang (slow loris) is the source of this 4505-nucleotide messenger RNA. RefSeq names its product fibroblast growth factor receptor 2 (gene FGFR2). The transcript is spliced from 18 exons. Gene Ontology annotation, cellular component: membrane; signaling receptor complex. NCBI's taxonomy places the organism in Eukaryota, Metazoa, Chordata, Mammalia, Primates, Lorisidae. Gene Ontology annotation, molecular function: fibroblast growth factor receptor activity; ATP binding; fibroblast growth factor binding. The record is from RefSeq and is a predicted model, not a curated record. Gene Ontology annotation, biological process: fibroblast growth factor receptor signaling pathway; protein phosphorylation; positive regulation of kinase activity. The coding region runs from base 476 to 2995 and encodes 839 amino acids.